This is a messenger RNA of Helianthus annuus (common sunflower), 1333 nucleotides long. RefSeq names its product feruloyl CoA ortho-hydroxylase F6H1-3. The record is from RefSeq and is a predicted model, not a curated record. Bases 49 to 1134 code for a protein of 361 amino acids. The transcript has 2 exons. Lineage: Eukaryota; Viridiplantae; Streptophyta; Magnoliopsida; Asterales; Asteraceae.
GACAAACCCAUCACACUAAUCACUUAAUCUACACACACUUCUUGAACCAUGGCUCCAUCAAUCUCCAUGACCCCCUCAAACCCACUCGACAUUCUCGAUUUCGUGGUGAACAAAGGUCAUGGAGUUAAAGGCUUAGCAGACCUGGGGCUCAAGACACUACCACACCAAUACAUUCAACCACCACAAGAACGGUUUGAUCACACUAGCAAUGAAGAACUGAAUGAAGAUUCCAUCCCGGUUAUUGAUUUGUCCAACUCGGAUGACCCGAAAGUAGCAAAAGCGGUAUGUGAUGCAGCACAGAAAUGGGGAUUCUUUCAGAUAAUAAACCAUGGGAUCCCUAUUCAUGUUCUUGGAAAUGUCAAAGAUGCAACUCACAAGUUUUUUGAGUUGCCAGCUGAAGAAAAGAAGAAAUACUCGAAAGAACAAUCGGGUACCAAUAACGUUAGAUUUGGUACGAGUUUUACGCCUGAAGCCGAGAAAGCUCUGGAGUGGAAGGAUUAUCUCAGCCUGUUCUUUGUCUCGGAUGAUGAGGCUGCUUCCCUCUGGCCAGCCAUUUGCAGGAAUGAAGCUUUGGAAUAUAUAAGGAGUUCUGAAACGGUUGUCAAGAGGUUGCUCAAGAUCCUGAUGAAUGGGCUAAAUGUAAAAGACAUUGACUCAACUAAAGAAUCAAUUCUAAUGGGGUCCAAGAGGAUUAACCUUAACUACUAUCCCAAAUGUCCUAACCCUGAGCUUACUGUGGGUGUGGGGCGUCAUUCAGACGUGUCCACACUCACAAUACUACUUCAAGAUGACAUUGGCGGGCUUUACGUACGAAACACAAAAACUAUGGAAUGGGUUCAUGUCCCUCCGGUAAAUGGAUCUUUGGUGAUCAAUGUUGGAGAUGCACUUCAAAUCAUGAGUAACGGUAAGUACAAAAGUGUUGAGCAUCGCGUAACUGCAAAUGGAAAUGAUAGUAGGAUUUCAGUCCCGAUAUUCGUCAACCCAAGGCCUAGUGACAUUAUUGGACCUUUGGUAGAAAUGGUUGAGAGUGGGGAGAAACCGAUCUACAAACAUGUACUCUACUCGGAUUAUGUCAAGCAUUUUUUCAGAAAGGCACAUGAUGGGAAAGCCACAAUUGAUUUUGCAAAGGUGUAAAACAAUAUUAUACUAGUUUCUUGUUUCUGGUUUCUCAUUUAAGAAUAAAAGUUUCUUAAGUAGUAUAGGAAGGAUCAACCCAAAUGUUUUUUUUGGUUUGAAAUAAAAUUCUUUGUUGCGCAUUCAAAAAUUAAGUGUAGGAAGAAUCAAGCUUGUACAAGCCAACUUCAAUAUAUUAAUUCAAGAAAGUAAGAUUUCA